Molecule: messenger RNA, 1373 nt
Organism: Labrus bergylta (ballan wrasse)
Lineage: Eukaryota; Metazoa; Chordata; Actinopteri; Labriformes; Labridae
Product: probable G-protein coupled receptor 160
Cellular component (GO): signaling receptor complex; plasma membrane
Source: RefSeq, a predicted model, not a curated record
UGUUUGCAUUUACAAUGGAGAGGUGGAGCCAUCAAGACCAGUUUAAAAAAAGAGAACUACCUGAUCACACACUAGUCCUGAUGAAAGCGUGCAGGGUUUGUAGCUUACAUUACUGCAGGAAAUAAGCGCCUGGAUCUCAACUCAAAACCCACUGGACUGGCACUGGGAGAGAAUACCCAGGAGCAUCUUGACACUGAGCUGACAACUGGUACAAACACAUUAUAUAUAUAUAUAUAUAUAUACUGCCGCUGAGUUGCCAGGACCAUUGAAAAACCAGUCCAAUGCUUGCCGUCAUGGAGCAAUGGGACAUGGAUACUGGCUGUCACAUUGACAAAACUGCCAUGUAUCUGUUACUCAUGAUUUUGAAGCUGGUACUGGAUGCAUUAGUGUUUUACUUGUGCUGCCAGAAGCUCUAUACAUUAUUUUUAAACAUGUGCAGCCUGUCUCUCGUACUGUUCGACUUGCUACUGGUGAUUUUUAUGGCAACAGUGUGGAUUCUUGGCACUGAAAAAUCACUUGUGUCACCAUGCUUCGUCUUGGCUAAUGCAUCAGCUGCAUAUGGAGCACUACCGUUACCCAUGAUGUUCCUUGGAUUUCUGGACUACUGUUUACAAGAUGCAUCUCCCUGCAAUCAAAGACCUUUUUGCAAACUCGUGGGGAAUGCGAUCUUGACAUUACUAGUGUGGAUUCUGGCCAUUACUUACACAUUUGGUCAUGUCCAAAGUGAGCGGGUAGAACUAGACAAUGCGAAAGUUGUAUUAGUGUGUAAAGUAGAUAUGUCUACAGUGAUUAAAUACUUUGUGUCAGGGCUUUUCAUGGCAGUCAUUUGUAUGAUGCUACCCUUUUGCUCGAUGAUUCCCCGCUGGGUGAAAGAGGCUGACAGGAUAUCUGAAGCGAGGGAAGAAGAAGAAAAGAAGAGGAGCGAUCUGUUCACCUUAACUAAUUGCAUUGAGGAAAAAAACUGUGAGAAGAAUUACCUGGAGGACACUAACUGGCCACGCCCCCCUCUGUGGUUCAGUCUAACACUGGGAUUUGGUUUGUUUUGGUUGCCUUAUCUGGCUGUCUCUGUAGCCUGUAUGUGCUUUGGCAUGGAGAUACCUGGCUACCUCAGUGUCAACAUUCUAUGGUUGGAGUGUGCCAACAGUUUACUUCUAGGUUUGGUGUUUUGGGCAAAAAGUAAGAUGCAAGGUCCAUACAGCCAACUACCGGAAAACGUGUGCUCAUGGAAUGUUUUCUGGCAUCUGAGCAAAGGACAACAAUGGCAGCCAAACUCCAUGGCUGUGAUCAUCCCAUUAAAAAAGAAGAAAAAAACUCUCCUCUGUGUUUAAUAUGUAUAUGUAUAGUAUGUGUAAUAUAUGUGAAUAAAGACUCAA